Molecule: messenger RNA, 714 nt
Organism: Soboliphyme baturini
Lineage: Eukaryota; Metazoa; Nematoda; Enoplea; Dioctophymatida; Soboliphymatidae
Source: the annotation of a GenBank genome assembly
AUGACGAAGAAUAUGGAGGAGAUGAAAAACCUUGUUAUGGACCAAAAAGACGAUGAAGUUAAAUUCGAGAACAUCAAAAAUUACGUGAAAACGCUGUACGACGAGCAAAAGCCAAAGUUUAGCAACCCAACAGUAUUGGGCCUCGCAGGCUUUGGCUGCGCUGUUAUUACGUUUCAGAUUCAUAACUUUGGUUGGAUGGACCGAGGGCCCACGAUGUGGGUGGCACUUGUUCUGGGAGGGAUUCUGCAUUUAGGAUUUCAAGAGUUCCAAACAGGCAACAAUUUCGGAUAUGGUGCAUUUAGUACUUUUGGAGGCUUAUGGACAUGUUUCGGUCUAAUCCUGCUUGGCGACAAGAUGGAGUGGUAUCCAGCUAGCAAGAUCGACAUGGGCUGCAUGAUGAUAGUGUUUACGGUGUUUACCGGCAUUUGGCUAUACCCGACCCUCUACAUGGAUUUGGCACUGUGCCUGAUGUUCUCCGACCUGUUUCUAGCUUUUAUUUUCGCUGACAUUGAGCUGCUGACCGGCGAAGUGCGAGGGCCGAUGUCGAAGGCCGCAGCGACGCUAUUUCUCAUAGGUGGCCUGAUAUCAUGGUACAUCAUGGCACAUUUCAUCUACCUGGAUAUCUUGAAGAAGGACGUUUUACCAGUAGGUCGAGCUCCAAUCACUAUCAUCCGCUCUUAUCGCACACGAGGAGCCGACCGUAGUAAUGCCUGA